Molecule: messenger RNA, 1319 nt
Organism: Saccostrea cuccullata (small rock oyster)
Lineage: Eukaryota; Metazoa; Mollusca; Bivalvia; Ostreida; Ostreidae
Exons: 8
Coding region: 264-1109 (281 amino acids)
Source: RefSeq, a predicted model, not a curated record
AUGUUUUGUAUACGGUUAGCCAGUCUGACUUUAUUUUAAAUGGAAGCUAAACUGAAUUUAUUUUUAAAUUGUGAGAUAACGCAUGGAAAUACCCGACAAAAUUAUGGAUGACACAUUUUGCCUGCUACCGGAUAUCUAUGGUUUAUAAACCUUACCCUGCAUUAAAAUUCAAACAGUCAAGUUAAAUCAACCUAACCGCAAAACCACAUUUUUUGCUCGAAUACAUCUUGUGGUUUCAAAGUAUUUUUUCUUGCAACGAAAAUAUGGAAUUACAGGUUGUAUUAGUCUAUACCAUUUGGAUUGCUUUUGUACUGCACUUUGCAUCAAAGACACAUGCACAGGUACCUGAUGCAUCUGAAGGAUGUAAAGAAUCAAUUGAAACUGCAGUUCUUGUAGAAUUUUGUCCAACAACAAAACAUGAAUGGAAAGAGGCAGCAUCACGAAAGGGAUGCCAAAAAUAUUGUCCUUCGUUUGAAUAUCACUGUGUAAUAAAUGCAUGGAAAAAUGAAACAGUAGAAGUCUGUGCACCAGUUAAAAAUAUCGUUGGAAAAGUCUGCACAGAGUACAGUUUUGGUGGGUCCCUAAUACAGCGCAACUCAGAUGCAGAGUGCAAAAAAUGUCCACCCUUUUAUUCCUCUAAUGAGAGUUAUAAAUAUUCUGAGUGCUUUGAUUUAGUCUACAAAUCACGGAAAACAAACAUACCAAUGGUUUUAUCAAGUCCAUCUACUCUGAUGACCACGGCCAUAUCAGACAACAAAGAAUCCAUUACUCCCUCUAGACAGGAAGUGGUGUCAACUGAUCUGGAUUCAGCUCCCUCCAGACAGAAAGGGUUGUCCACUGACCCAUAUUCAGAAUCAGAUCUCAAUAUCAAAAUACUCAUACCAAUGUGCAUCGGUAUUGCCAGCCUAAUAGCUGUUAUUCUUGCGUGUGCUGUUUAUCGUUCAAGAAAAGAAUGUUCCAUUAUAAGAGAUAUCAUUUCACGGAUAUGCACGUUGGGGACAAAACAAAAACACACCAGCUUUAAUGAAAAUAUCAAUACUCACAUUGAAAACACCCUUUUAAACGACGGAACAACAGAUCACUCUUCGGUAAAUAUGGAACCAUCAUAACAAUACAUGUAGAUGAGAAAAAUAAUAUUUGAUUCCAAGAAAAGUUACAACUUGAUGACGCAAUGAUACGUCAUUUACGUGAUGUAUUCAUACAUCUGUUACAAACUGAAAAAAAUGGCAGCUUAUGUUUUUGUUGUGUAUACAUGUACUGUUUUUAUACUCUUUUAUUUUAUUACAAUUAUUUGUAGACUGUGCCAAAUUUUGCUCAAU